Messenger RNA from Paramuricea clavata, 7784 nucleotides. NCBI's taxonomy places the organism in Eukaryota, Metazoa, Cnidaria, Anthozoa, Malacalcyonacea, Plexauridae. The record is from the annotation of a GenBank genome assembly.
AGAAGCACCGGGAGCAGUGAAACAAAAGAGAUCACCAACUACAGACCGAAAACUGUCGGAUCGUGCAAGUGAAUAUGCUUUGAUUCAGUAUCUAUCUACACUUGUGAAGAAAAGAAAUAUUAUAGAAUCUUUCGACUUUGAUUUCGUUGAGUAUUUAUUAGAGAACGGGGCAAAUAUUAAUCAUUGCGAUGUCAUUGGACAAUCACCAUUUCAUAUUGUGGCCAAGUAUUGGAAUAUUGAUGUCGCGAGAUUUUUACUUGACAACGGUAGGUGGAAGUUGAGUAUAUGCUUGUACAAACGGCAGCGAUUUGUUGCGUCCUUUCCACGUCAAUUUUCAUAUAUUCUCGAGCAUAUAAGUAGACGUCUAGACGUGCUUCAAGACUGUCUCUCAAAUAUUUCGAGAAAAUGGGUUUUUAUUUGGGAGCAAUAAAGAAAAAUAAAUUUAAAUAGAGAAUAUAGAAAUUCAUGAAAACUCCCAAAUAUUUGAAGAGACAGACUUUGGCAAGCCUAAUAGAUCUGAUAGACUCCGCCGGUGUAUGACUCAUGCCGUGCUUCUGAGUAUAGUAUGUUAUUACUAUAUUAUUACAACGUUGUACGAUAAUCAUAUUAUUUGUCACUUUCUCUGUGACAAAUGAAGGACGAUAUAGGUCGACGGCCGUUUCGGAGUGAUUUCUCAGUCCUAUACAGACAUGCAAUCCUAAAACGAUAAAUAAAAGAAAUAUUAAACAAAUAGAAUUAUUUUCGAAUAUUUCCUGAGUUUCAUUCUUUAUGAUACGUCAAAAACGCUCGCUUCAGGCAUCUGACGUGGGGGCCUGUAUAUAUCCCCCUCCCCUCCCCAAAUUCACAAAAAAAUUAAGAACGCACGUACAACAAGCAGUUAAACCAUAUUACAGAUUUACAGUAGAACAAAGAACUUUCAAGCUUCAUCACCCAGUUCCCUUCACUCUUCGGAUCCCAAUGUCAUGCAUAACAAAUGAUUAAUAUAGCAACAUUUUUAUUUCCUAUAGGUGCUGAAAUCAAUGCUCAAGAUUGUUUCGGCCGUUCGCCGCUGCAUGAAGCUUGUGCGUUGAACUACGUCGAUAUGGUAGAAUUCCUUCUCCAGAAUGGCGCGAAUAUCGACAUCCAAACUUUUGAUCAAAAACAAAGACCAAUUCAUUUUGGUGCUAAAAACGAUUCAUGUCAAUGCUUGACCAAGUUACUAGCGUAUGGAGCUGAUAUUAAUUCUCUUGAUAGUAAAAACAGAACACCACUUCAGGUUUGUUAAAUAUACUACCCGCGUUAUUGAAACUAAAUAUAGCUACGUGCAUGCAUAGAUCCAUACAUAUAGAUCCUAUUAUAUAUCCUUUGAGUUUUGUUCUUUGUUUUCCAUGGUUUUAUAAAUGGGACACACGCUUUUCAUUGGAUUUUGAUCAAGUGCAUGCAUGGUAUCGCAAACCACUGGUGCUGUAUAUCCAACCAGACUACACUCAACUUCUCACUAGCUUUAGAAAGCUUAGUAAUUAAAGUAAAACAGAGCUCAGUUCUUCAAUACUCUGUUCUCCGUUUAACUGCAGCGGAAAUUCAUAUCCUUUUCAAUAGCAAUUAUCAUUAAUAUCAGUAUGAUUCAAGAUUAAUUUCCUGCAUUAGCGAGGUUCUUAUAUAGUUUUGUCUUCAGUUUUGAGAACAAUCUUUCACUGACACGAGCAUUGUGUGUCGACAUUCAAUUAUUUUCCUUUUCUGAAAGAAAAUGUCCGCCGCCAAGUUGAUAUUUUCGCGAACGGAUUUUUUCCCUAACAAAAUUGACGGCUGGGCUAGCUUGCAUAGGCUCAGAAGCCAGCCUAGCCAGGUGAAUUUUAAGGAUAAGGAAACAGUCUGGAUCUGUCCUUCGUCCAGUAAUUCUGGCCCAAAUGUUCUCCUGGCCUUCGUCCGCGUUCGCGUUCGAUUGUCCGAUCACUCAGGCCACUCAGUGCGCUCCUGGAUUUUGUUACAGUACCAGCUGUACCAGCCUGUACUGACCAGCCUCUUACCAGCUUCAUGCCUUCAUAACCAGAUAUUUGGGUUUGCUACACCGUUGUGUGACGCGCGUGGCAACCAGGGCGCUUAUAUAUAUAAGCGCCCUGGACCGGUGGCAACUGUAGCCGGCAGCAAACCAAAGCGCCUAUGUGUUGUGUAUGGCCGUAUAACUAUCAGGAUUGUGGGCAUAUAACUACUUUUGUACAUUUAUUGAUGGAAGUUAGAUGGAAAUUUGUACAUUUAUUAGACUUACCAGGAGGAGUUGCCAAAAAUGCACUAUAGGCUCUCUGGCAGGAAUCGAACCUACGGCUCUGAGUCUAGACCAACCUCGUUCCCAGGCUCUUUCCUCUUGUGAAGCUUCGCAAGAGCAAAGAGCCUGGGGACGAGGUUGAGUCUAGACCUCGCCGCAGGCUAGAGGCUCAGUAGUAUAGACUGGCUCGCCGCUGCGGCGCCCCUAAAAUUGAAGCCAAUUAUCAUUUAUCCCAUUCAACCCUGAGGACCAGUACAUAGACAUAAUCAUCAGCGUAGUUUUUCUGUUUCUAUAUUCAGCUUGCCGCAGAAAUGAACCGUGCCAACAUCGCAUUGUUACUGAUCAAUGAAGGGGCUUCAGCUGCAAUUUGCGACAACGAAGGCAACUCAGCGUUGACACUACUCACAGAAAAAAUGCCUGAUGUCGCUGUACAAGCAAUGGAUCAACUGUACUCAACAGACAACGUCAAUCGUAAAGAGUUCUUCUCUCUUAAUAACUUAGAAGGUACAAAGAUUAACGAAGGACGUACAACCGCUGCACGGACACCACUUGAGAUUGCAGUUCAGAAACGUUGUUUCUCCAUCGUCAUGCAUCCUGUUGUUCAGCGGUUGAUCGAAUUAAAAUGGGAACACUAUGGCAAGUCAGGCGCUAUCUGGGAUCUCAUGUUAAACCUUGGAUACGCAAUACUGUGGACUAUACUCAGUUUAGCAUUGUGUCACGAAGCAAGGCAUAUGUAUUUACCAUUGGGAUCAAAAGGAUGGUUGUUGGGCAUUGUUAUUGUUAUUGUGAUUAUGACUGGGAAUGAAAUUAGAAAACAAAUUAAAGGUAUAGCUGUAGAGACUGUAAACUAUUUUUUUCUACUUCAUCCUGUAGGUAUCCAUAUUAACCUAGAGGGUUCAUAAUAUAUAGAGUCACAAUAAAUCCCGAAUCCCUCGCGCGCGUGUUGAAUUCUCUCACUAUACCGCACGUUUCCACGACCUUUCCUCAUCCCGCGUCCUUCGACCAUUUGACAUGUCGAAUGUUGCUAGUUUUCCAAAACCUCACUUGAUCAACGAACAUAUACUUAAGGAUUAAGAUCUGGGGCAUCUCACUCGAUAGAACUAAAUGUUAGAUGGUUUCUGCAAAUGGAAAGAAAUCUCCAGUGUAAUCAUUAUACAUUUAAUCAUUUAUUAGACCUAAACCUGGAAAAGCUGCGAAAAAAUGCGACUAUAUAAGGCCCUCUCGCAGGAAUCGAACCUGCAGCCCCGCGAUUCCGGCUCAGCGCUCCAAACAACUGAUCGAGCUACAGAGGCCACGUCCAUUUAGUUCAGUGUCUUAUGUCGUAAUUAUGUCAGUGUAUAGGUAAAAUAUCAGAAUUUUUGGGAUCUCGCUCGAUUUUUUCGAUUCCUGCCAGAGGGUCUAUAAUUGCAUUUUUCACAGCUGCUCCUGGUUAGAUCUAAAAUUGUAUAAAAUUUCCACUCGAGAGAUUUCCAUCUACAGAAAUCUAAGUUUCACAUGUGCAUGUUGUCACGAACUGAGUUAAACGUCAAGAAUAAUUAGUUUCGGCUUUACAAAGACUAUUCUUCUGAUUGAAUCACUUGAUACUUACUUGAUAUCAAAUUACCAAGUUACCAAGAUAAAAAGCAAUUUGGUCUACCACUCUACCUUACAUUUAAUUUUUUUUUGAGAAAAAGAACCAAGAUAGCGAAUUGGUGGUCAAAUUUGUUGCCAAUACCGGCAAUUCGACAGUUUUACUUAAUUGAGAGAAUCUUAGUAAAGGAUUCAGAAGCAGCAGACAUUCUUAAUUAAUAACGUAUUUUUUCCAACCGUACCAUUUCAGAUACACUUCACGUUCGCCAACAAGAGAAAGACUGGAUUAACUGGCGAGCUUACAGUCUUGAAGAAGAUCUUGGAUAUUGCCAUCCAGGGAGUACAGGUGAAUGGAAAUAUUUAGCGAAGGAAGUGAAGUCAGUUAGAAAUCAUUCAACAUAUUUCAACAAUGGCGAUGGAUGGAUCUACUUUGAUUGGUUGGCUUUACUGCUUGUUAUCACAACAAUAAUAACGCAUAUUGCAUUCCUGAAAACUGACAGUAACAUUGCUUAUAAAAUCCACAGAUGCAUAUUAAUCAUGUUGUUAUUGGUGCUUUGGAUCCGUAUUGCAAAAUACGCCAGACCUUUUCAAUCAACCGGGCCAAUUGUGGUGAUCUUUUCUCAUAUCUUGAAGGAUAUCAUCAAAUGCUCCUUCCUUUUUGCCAUAUUGUUUAUUCCAUACGCAUGCGCAUUCUGGCUUACAUUUGGUCCAUUUUCUCCAGAACCAGUCACUGGAUACAAUAACUUUGGUGACUUGUUUUAUACCAUGCUUUGUAUGGUUGUUGGAGUAGAUUUUCCGUUUGAAGAUCUACUUUCAGUAGAUCCAUUCAUGGCUCGACUUCUGUGCAGUUCAUUCAUUAUCAGUACAGCAGUCGUUGUGGUGAAUCUCCUCAUUGCAUUGCUCUCCGACACCUUCACACGUCUCUAUAGCAAUGCCGUAGCGAAUGCAGUUAUGCAGAGAGCGCAGAGUAUUUUGCAAAUAGAAAAAACGAUGUGCAAGAAGCGAAAGCAAGAUUAUUACAAGUUUAUGAGAGAUAACUGUAGUCCUCAGGUUGUUUCAAUGGGUUUCAAAAGUCAACCUAAAACUGAGAAAGGGAAUACAACGGAUACAAUAUUGAACGAAAUUAAAACUCUGAAGACUACCGUUGAAUGUUUACAAGGAAAAUGGUAUAUACUAUUCAGUUUGAUAAUUUAAUUUUAUAAAAUCGUUAAAAUUUCCGUAUAAUAGAUUUGAAACUUGUCCAUAUUUCGUAGUGAAUCACGGAAGAUAACAGUCAUAGUUUUGAUAAGCCAGGGACCGCCGAUAACUUACUCGCAGCUCGAAAUUAAACUCCCUAAAUUUCGCAACAAAUUUGGGCUGCGAGCAGGCUGGGGACCGCGCAGCGAUUUUACGAUUGGGAGGGGGGGGGGGGCUGGUGUUGAGAUGAAGUAGUUCUUAGAGUGUCUUUGGGCAUCCCCCCACCCCCUCCCCCAAGAAUAUUUUGAAAAUUACAUUUGAAUUGAAUUUAUCACUGACAAUUAAAAUUACGAUUUACGUAUAGGCGCGUUUAAAACUGCGACACUGUAGAAGUCCAAAACACAUUCAAAACAGUAAUAUGUUUCACCUUUCAAAACUGAUUAUUUUGGUUAAGCCAAUGGCGGUCACGUGGAAAAGAAGAAAUAUAUUUCAACCAGCUGAGCAUGCAACUAUUAGUUUUUAUUAUUGUACUAGUGUACAAAUAUCCCAAACACGAAAGACCAUAUGCGUUCAUUAUAUAUUAUGAAAAUUAAUGGGGGGGGGGGGCGCCUUCCGCUUGUGGUCCCUGUAAGCAGCCUUUGAUCCGUAAGUCUCGCUUCUCGUCUGCAACAAUAAAUAACUUAUAAUUAUGUGACAUGUUCUGACAUUUUAUCAUCUGAUAACUUAUCAAAUAAAUUCAUUAUGCAAUAGUGUUACUGAUUUACCGCUGUAUCAUGUAUCAAUAAUCUCUAUUAUUAUAUACCAACUACACAGCUAAAAACGCACAGGUUGUUCCAAGUUGAUAUCGACAGGCGUGAACAAUGUUGUGCGGCCAACUAUGAACAAGUUGUCAACCAUGUUGUUCCAAGUUGUUACAGUUGAACAAUGCUGUAACAACAUGUUGACAAUACGUUCAUAGUGGUCCGCACAACCUUGUUCACGCCUGUUGAUAUCAACCUGGAACAAGUUGUUGAUUUUCUCAAUUUUUAUGCGUGUGGUAGUAAAGUCGCAUUUUUCUAGUGUUUUAUUGGCUGAGAGCAUAUCACGUGAGAGUGACCGAAAUUAGGCUGUCUCCCUCACAACAGCGCGAGAGGGAGAUAAUACGAUAUCGACCGGCGCGGAAUAACGAAAAAAAAUCACGUGCGUCAUCACGUGAAGAUGCGACCUUUGGAACAUGCCUAAAAGCGUAAAUGCCUAAAACAAUUUAACAUUUCGCUUUAAGUAGUUGCAGUGUUUAAUUUAACGUUUUAACAAUAAAAUAUUUUAUGUAGGCCUAUUUACGUUCAUUUGUUCUUUAAUUUGUUGUUUCUUUGAUCUUUGACUAUUGAUAUAUAAUAAAAUACUUAUUUACUGGAACCUCGGGAAAGCAGUAUGAGUAUGUUUUGUGGACUCUCGACCGUCGAUGUUUCCCUCGGCUUCGCCUCGGGAAACAUCGACGGUCUCGGGUCCACAAAACAUACUGUUUCCCUCGCUCCCAGUAAAUAAGUGUCAAUUAUUUAUACACUCAAUCCACCGUUCCCAUGAUGUAUAAGAAGAGUUAGGUUUUCCUAUUCUUUUAACUGAACAUUUCAAUUUUUUUUCCAGCUACUCAAGACAAGAAAGUACAAGUGCGUCAAUCGGUGAACUUCUAAGACACAAUCACGAAAACACAGUUAAAAUAAAUAAAAUAUUAAAUAUUUUAGUUGCAAAGAAACAAACGGAUCCUGGUAUUUCAGAUUACCUGUUAAAAAGGCAAGAUAUCUCCGAGCAUGUUGAGCAACGUCAUGAAGAUCCUGGGCCAAGACUUCGCAAAGUGCUUCAAUCAAGUGGUAGUAUAUCAACCGUUCAGAACAUUGACAGGAGAACAAGAUACUCUAGUCUUGGUGAAGUAAACGAAGGUUUUGAAGAUAGUGAGUUUCCUGAUACCCUCACAGCAAGAAGGAAUGACAUGAUUGUAGAUAUCAUACGACAUAGAAAGUCAACAUUACGUAGAAGCAGUACAGUGUCUAUCCCAGCGUUCAACUUUCUAGCAACGGGAGCUGCAGGUGGAAGAUCUCGUUCAUUUGCUCGACGUUUUAUACAUUUUAAUAGAACAGACUCCCACCGCGCAAGUUGUGGCAGUAUUUCAUUAUAAAAUACAUGACUUCAAGAAUUUCAAAAGCUGCUAUUACGUACGCUACCACUAAAUACGAUGAUUUAUUGAUGAUUUCUACAGAGUACAGCUUUAAUUGACUAUUUUUGACACACGUACAGCAAUUCAGUGCAAGCAUUCUAAGCAGUGCCCGAGGUCUCUUACUAUCUCUAAUCUCUGUAAAUAGAUUAUUAAGUUCAAAAUCCUAACAUAAAAAUAAUUAGUUACAUGCACUCUCUGGAAAACAUUCACCGGUAAAAGCGGAAUACAUUGGAAUACAUAGGAUUUUACUAGGAGAGUCGCAAUAAUCCUCCGGAAAUAAAAAAACAUGGCUGCAUUCCGAUUUAUCCUUUUAAUUAUAUGUUUAUAUAAAAGAAAAGCUAAUCGUCAUAUAAAUAUCUCAUAUUCUCAUGCCAUCAAUGCAUCAUAUAUUUAAUGCUGGCUCACAUAAAUACAUAAUUCACAUGAUGUGUACAAAUAUUGUAAAAAGGUUUUUUCUAAUUCUAUGGACAAAGCACUCGUAGUAUAUCAACCGGCUUUAAUAUUUAAUUCAAACUGUAUAGUUGUACAAAAUAUACUGGAUAUUGAUAGGAAAAUAUUUAUGUAAUUAUAGCUAGCCAAGUCAGCCAAGGCUAAUAGUAAUAUACU